Molecule: messenger RNA, 1044 nt
Organism: Mucor mucedo
Lineage: Eukaryota; Fungi; Mucoromycota; Mucoromycetes; Mucorales; Mucoraceae
Exons: 2
Coding region: 1-1044 (347 amino acids)
Biological process (GO): cyclic threonylcarbamoyladenosine biosynthetic process
Cellular component (GO): mitochondrial outer membrane
Molecular function (GO): ubiquitin-like modifier activating enzyme activity; tRNA threonylcarbamoyladenosine dehydratase activity
Source: RefSeq, a predicted model, not a curated record
AUGUCAGCUCUUCACAACGUUACCGAAUUCCUCUCGAAAAACCCUAAAGCUUCACGAUUAACGUUGACAGCUAUUGCAGCCUCAGCCUUAACUGCCAGUGCUUUACUUGGAUACCAACGCCUGACCCGACCCCGAAUGGUGAGCUCGAGAAAGACGUCAGUUGAUCUUCCAACGUUAAUUUCCAUUAUUGAUGAAGAAGCAAAUGAACCUGUACCCGAGAAAAUGGAUGAAUCUCUUGUGCUUGAACUUUUGGCACGUAACAUUGCAUUUUUCGGUAUCGAUGGUGUCAACAAGAUUCGUCAAGCCCGUGUUGUGAUUUUAGGUGCUGGUGCUAUAGGGUCUUGGACAUGCCUCAUGCUGGUUCGAUCGGGUGUUGAGCAUGUACGUAUUGUUGAUUCUGGACGUAUUCGUUUAGAGACCUUAUCCAGACAUGCGGUGGCUAAAAUCAAUGAUAUUGGCAAAUCCAAGGCUACAGUCAUGAAGACUUACAUUGCGCAAGUAGCACCCAACGCCACAGUCGAGCCCAUCGAGACACGUAUCACUAUGGAAAAUAUGCAAACUUUGCUUGCAGGCAACCCAGAUUAUGUGGUGGAUACCUUGUCUAAUGUCAAGGACAAGAUUUUGUUAGCAAAGUAUUGUAAAGAAAAUAAUAUCAAGAUUGUCAGUGCCAUGAGUGCAGGUGCCAAAGCAGAUCCUACUUUGAUGCAGAUGACUGACAUCAGUGAGUCCUUUUCAGAGCCUUUGGCUCGCAUGUAUCGUAGACAAUUAAGAAAGUUUGGUAUUGAUCGUGGUAUUCCCAUUGUCUAUUCUACUGAAAAGUCAUUACAAGUAGGCGAACACGUGCCUGAUUUUAGAACGCGAGCAUUGCCGGUGCUCAGUCCUGUUGCAAGCAUGUAUGGAAUGGCUCUUGUUACUUACAUUGUUACACAAUUAGCGGAAUUCUCAGCAUACAAAUUGCCCACCAACAAGAUGCGUGACAGCGUCUAUGCUCGAUUACAAAAGGAUGUGGCAUCCAAAGAAGAGUUUGUUUAUGGUAACACGUAA